Molecule: messenger RNA, 1662 nt
Organism: Andrographis paniculata
Lineage: Eukaryota; Viridiplantae; Streptophyta; Magnoliopsida; Lamiales; Acanthaceae
Product: baicalein 7-O-glucuronosyltransferase-like
Exons: 1
Coding region: 110-1474 (454 amino acids)
Molecular function (GO): UDP-glycosyltransferase activity
Source: RefSeq, a predicted model, not a curated record
GUUAUAAAGGCCUUGGAAAAAAAGGCAAUACCGUAGUGCAGUGCAGUGUUGCUGAUAAUUAAGGAAAAGGAGUUGCAGUUGCAGGUGUACGUUCCAGUCCAGAAGAGCCAUGGAAAUGGAAGAUGAUCUCCCCACAACCAUUGUUCUCUACAGCUCUCAGACGCAUCUCAAUACCAUGCUCGUUCUCGCCAAGUUCAUCGCCAAACACCACCCUCGCCCUACGCUCACCAUUAUCUCCUCUGCUCCACCUCCCCACCACGAUCCCUCCUUCACCUACCAUCGUAUCUCCGACGCCGUUCCGUCCGUACCAAUCCCCAAUAUUCUCGAGCGAUUGUUUGAAAUUCCUCGCCUCACCAACCAAAACCUUCGCGACGCGCUCCAGGAAGUCUCUCGGAAAUCCAAAAUCGCAGCGAUUGUUGUCGAUUUCUUCUGCUACUCCGCAUCUGAGGUUUCUACGAGCUUGAAUAUUCCCACUUAUUUCUAUAUUAGCAACGGUGGAUCUGGCGCUAUUCUGCUUUUGUACUUUCCGGUUAUUGAUGAAAUCGUUAAUGGAAACAUCGAGGAUUUGGAUGAUUUUCUGGAAAUUCCUGGAUAUCCGCCGAUUCACAGCUCGGCUUUGCCUAAGCUGCUUGCAUUUCGUCAGAGUAAAACUUACCUACACUUUCUGAAAGCCGCCAUGGAAGUUCGCAGAUCCAAGGGAAUCCUCGUGAACACGUUCGAUGCGCUUGAGUAUCGCGCUAAGGAAGCAUUAUCCAACGGUUUCUGCGUUCCGAACGGUGUAUCUCCUCCUGUUUACUUCGUCGGACCACUGAUUUCUGAAACCAGCGCCGGCGAUCACGAGUGCCUCAAGUGGCUCGAUUCGCAGCCGAAUCGGAGCGUUGUGUUCCUCUGCUUCGGCAGACGAGGCUUGUUCUCUGCUAAACAGGUGAAGGAAAUCGCCGUCGGAUUAGAAAACAGCGGUCGCCAUUUUCUCUGGUCCGUACGGAGUCCGCCGGAGAUGCAGAGCUCGUCGCCGGCGGGGGAGGUGAACUUGGAUGAGUUGCUGCCUGACGGUUUCUUAGAAAGGACUAAAAAACGUGGGUUAGUUAUCAAAUCGUGGGCCCCACAGAAGGAGAUACUGAGUCACGACUCGGUCGGCGCGUUCGUGACUCACUGCGGGCGGAGCUCCAUUAAUGAGGCGCUUCUGUUUGGGGUUCCGAUGAUCUGCUGGCCGAUAGACGCCGACCAGUUUAUCAAUGCUACCCUCGUGGUGGAAGAGUUCAAGCUAGGGCUGCCGCUGGCGGCGGCGGCGGACGGUUUCGUGAAGGCGGACGAGUUGGAGAAUCGAAUUCGGGAGGUGACGGAGUCGUUGACGGGGAGGUCAAUCAGGCACCGUGCUUCAGAGAUGAAGGCGGCCGUCGCUGCGGCGGCGCAGCCGGACGGAUCGUCGGUGGCGGCGCUGGAGAAAUUCGUCCGAUCACUGCGGAAAGACUGAAAAGAGAUUUGUUACUGCGGUAAGUAAUGUUUUAGCUAAAUAACAAUAAUAAUGUUUAUGCUGCAAAUUACUAUUAAUCAAGUAAUGUGCGGUCGACAUAACGAUGUGUUUGCUCUGAAUUUUAUUUUAUUUUAUUUAUUUCUGAAUAUGCAAUGAUAAUGGAUAUUUGUUACCCUCGUUGAAAAUAA